This is a messenger RNA of Liolophura sinensis, 906 nucleotides long. RefSeq names its product short-chain collagen C4-like. The transcript is spliced from 6 exons. The coding region runs from base 1 to 906 and encodes 301 amino acids. Lineage: Eukaryota; Metazoa; Mollusca; Polyplacophora; Chitonida; Chitonidae. The record is from RefSeq and is a predicted model, not a curated record.
AUGAUUAUCAUUGUCUUGUUGGUGUGUACCUUUCUCAAUGGUCAGGGGCUAUCAACUGACGGGAGAAGUAAAGAUGUCACUCAAGAAGGGAGUACAGUGGAAAGAUCAGCUUCAGGUGCUCCCGCAGAUUGUUGUGGACUUCCGGGUCGGGAUGGUCGGGACGGACGAGACGGAAUCCAGGGGCCUUAUGGGCCGCCCGGACCACCUGGGCAGAAAGGGCCUCCAGGACCUCAGAGUGUGAUAAAUCUGGACAAUCAGUUGGACAAGAUUUUCCAGACUCUCGUAGAACGAUUGGUUGGUGCCAACUUCGGCCGUUCUGGUGUGAACACCGGAGACGGUACAACGGGAACAGAGGAAGACACAAAAUCCAUAAGUCAUGUGCUGAGCGCCAAGCGAAUCAGUAAGAAGUAUGAUUUUUACCUGCUUAGAUGUAUAAAGGCUGGCUCUUACUACAAGCAUACAGUUGUGUCUCCCACUGGAUCCCAGUUCAACAAAACCUACCCUGGACAUCAAUCCAAAUCGUAUCUGUAUGGAACUGAGUUUGAGAUAAGUUCUGGGAAUGAUGUCUUCCGCACAACAAACUCGGGGGGAGUCCUUCCUCAUAACAGAGAGGCUCAGUGUGCUGUGUGUUAUACUCCGGGAAGGUUGAGUCAUCUGAUGAUCCCAGCCCGACUCGAGUGUCCAUCGGGAUGGACCGUGGAGUACCUGGGAUUUCUUAUGUCCCAACACCACACGUACCACAAGUCUGAGUACGUGUGCGUGGACCAGGAUCCAGAUACUCAUCCCGCCACCGCUCCCGACCUAAAUGGAAAUCUCCAGUACGUGGUGGAGGCGGCGUGUGGCUCACUACCUUGCCCACCAUAUGUGGACGGUUAUGAGAUUACCUGUGUCGUUUGCACAAAAUAA